Molecule: messenger RNA, 1179 nt
Organism: Rangifer tarandus platyrhynchus (Svalbard reindeer)
Lineage: Eukaryota; Metazoa; Chordata; Mammalia; Artiodactyla; Cervidae
Source: the annotation of a GenBank genome assembly
AUGGCGACAGCGGCGGCGGGAGCUCUGGGCCUGUUGUGGGGCUGGCUGUGGAGCGAGCGCUUCUGGCUGCCCCAGAACGUGAGCUGGGCCGACUUCGAGGGGCAGGGCGACGAUUACGGCUACCCGCGGGCCCGGCACAUCCUCUCGGUGUUCCCGCUGGCGGCGGGAGUGUUCUCCGUGAGGCUGCUCUUCGAGCGGUUUAUUGCCAAACCCUGUGCACUCCAUGUUGGCAUCCAGGACAGUGGUCCUUAUCAGGCACAACCUAAUGCUAUCCUUGAAAAGGUGUUCAUGUCUAUUACCAAGUAUCCUGAUGAGAAAAGGCUGGAGGGCCUGUCGAAGCAACUAGACUGGGAUGUCCGAAAAAUCCAAUGCUGGUUUCGCCAUCGGAGGAAUCAGGACAAGCCCCCAACGCUCACUAAAUUUUGUGAAAGCAUGUGGAGAUUCACUUUUUAUUUAUGUAUAUUCUGCUACGGAAUUAGAUUUCUCUGGUCGUCACCUUGGUUCUGGGACACCCGACAGUGCUGGCACAGUUACCCUUAUCAGCCUCUCACAAGUGGGCUUUAUUACUAUUAUAUCAUGGAAUUGGCUUUCUAUUGGUCUCUCAUGUUUUCUCAGUUUACAGACAUUAAAAGAAAGGACUUUCUGAUCAUGUUUGUGCAUCAUCUGGCCACCAUUGGGCUUAUUACCUUCUCUUACAUCAACAACAUGGUUCGAGUGGGAACGCUGGUCUUGUGUCUACAUGAUGUCUCAGACUUCUUGCUGGAGGCAGCCAAGCUAGCCAAUUAUGCAAAGUACCAGCGUCUCUGUGACACCCUUUUUGUGAUCUUCAGUGCUGUUUUUGUGGUGACUCGCCUAGGAAUCUAUCCAUUCUGGAUCCUGAACACAACCCUCUUUGAGAGUUGGGAGAUGAUUGGGCCCUAUCCUUCCUGGUGGCUUUUCAACAGCCUUCUCCUGGUCCUUCAGGUUCUGCAUGUCAUCUGGUCUUACCUAAUUGCACGAAUUGCUUUCAAAGCCUUGAUCCGAGGAAAGGUGUCUAAAGAUGAUCGCAGUGAUGUGGAGAGCAGCUCAGAGGAAGAAGAUAUAACCACCAGCACAAAAGGCCCCUGUGGCCGCAGCUCCAGCAAUGGUGCCAAUCGGGUGAAUGGUCACAUGGGAGGCAGCUACUGGGCUGAAGAGUAA